UUUGUCGCUGACUGCUGACCUGAUGGGGAAGAAACACAACAUGAGUUCGAGUUCAGGUUUGGUGAAAAUCAUCGGGUUGACAGAAAAAUUUUCAUUUAAUCCAAAAGAGGGAAUAGACAACCCUGUGAUGGUCAUCACAGAUGAUGCAGACUCUGCGCCGCCACCGAGUCCUCGUCUCUGUGUCCUAAAACGAGAGGAAGGGGAAUCCUACGGAUUUCAUUUGAGAGCGGAGAGGGGGCGUCAUGGUCACAUCAUCAGAAAUGUGGUCCCAGUUGGAGUGGCUGGGUACAGUGGCCUUCAAGAUGGAGACCGGCUUCUGGAAGUCAACAACUGCUAUGUUGAUGAUCUACCCCAUCCUGAGGUGUCCAGGAAGAUAAAGCUAAGUGGACACCACUUGUGUUUAUUAGUGUUCAAUGAGGAGGCGUAUGAGCAGGCUGUGUCACAAGGCCAAGACCUCAGAGAUCUGGCCAGAGCUCACAUGGGCAAAUACACCAAACCACCAAGACUUUGCCACAUCACCAGACAUCCUGUCUCAGGACUGGGCAUCAGCUUCACACCUGUGGAAGGAGAAAAAGGCCACUUCUCUGUGAGUCUGGUGACAGGAGGCGCAGCUGAGGAUGCAGGAGUGUGUAAGGGAGAUCGCCUGGUAUGGAUGAACGGAGCAAAAGUGUCUGACCUUUCACCCUCUGCACUCAACAGGAUGAUGAAGAAAUGUGGCAAUCACAUCACCAUCUUAGUGAUUGACAGUGAGAGUGAGAAGAACUACCUGCAACACAAGAUGCCAAUUCUACCCAGCAUGGCUGUUCCACACAAGCUGCCUUUUAUGGCCAGAAAACUCCACCUGGUCUCUGGGCCUGAUGGCUAUGGCUUCCUCCUUCGUCUGGAGAGGACACAAUCAAGACGCACACACCACGUUCUGCAUAAAAUGGACAGAGACAGUUCAGCAGAACGGGCAGGUAUGCAGGAUGGAGACCUGCUGCUGGAGAUUAAUGGAGAGUCAGCGGAGACACUGACCCAUGAAGACAUUGUGAAUAGAGUGAAACACAGUGGACAACAGGUUUCCCUCACCACCAUCACUUCCCAGGGCCUGGAGUUUUACACACAGUUUGGUCUGUCACCUCUUCUCUUCUGUGAGGACACUGCCACUGACAAAGUAAAAGAGAGCAGAGGAGCAGGUUCUGAAGAAGAGACGUCUUCCCAGAGGGAAACAGAUGGCUCAUGUAAACCCAGACUCUGUUCUCUUUGCAAAGGACCUUUGGGGUUUGGCUUCAAUCUAGGUGGUGUCCCACAGAGUCCUGGGACCUUUGUCAGCCAGGUGGCUUUUGGUGGCUCGGGGCAGAGUACAGGACUGCUUGUGGGAGACGUGGUGGUAGAAGUGAAUGGCCAAAAUGUGGAGGAUAAAUAUCUAGAAGAUGUUAUUAUGCUUGUAAAAGAAGGAGGACAUUUUCUUUCCUUAUCAGUCAUGGAUAAGAUAAGCUAUCACAAGAUGAAGCAGACUGACUCCAGAGAUGUCACUGAGCAGGAGGAAGAAGACGACAAUGAACGGUCAUCUUUGUGACCAACCAAGAUACAUCAUUCUGAAGGUUUUCCAACCUCGACUAGAAACAUUUAAGAUUAUCACAUUAUCACAGGGUUUCACAAAAGAAAACCAAAAGACGAAACAGAACAAAUAUAACAGUCAGUACACAGAGAAGUUAAGCAUUUGUCUGAGUCAGCAUCUGUCUUAUGUCGUCUUAGUCACAUGGAAUGCAGAAUAAAUGAAUUGCAGAACUAUAAUCUCAAUCUGUUUAAUACAAAUAACUUGCUGUGUGAACAGAAAUGCAAUGGGAAUGUUUUCUUUUUGUUAAAAAAUUGAUAUUCUGUAUGAGUAAUCUGCUGUCCUUUGGAGAAGGAACAUGUAAAGUAUACAGGAUAAAUGUAUUUUAUUGGGUAUGUGUUUUAAGUACAUGAUACAAAUGAAAUAAAUGUUUGCUCUUGAUUACAAAUAUGAA
Molecule: messenger RNA, 1991 nt
Organism: Solea senegalensis (Senegalese sole)
Lineage: Eukaryota; Metazoa; Chordata; Actinopteri; Pleuronectiformes; Soleidae
Gene: nherf4b
Product: PDZ domain containing 3b
Exons: 11
Coding region: 23-1558 (511 amino acids)
Biological process (GO): protein localization to plasma membrane
Cellular component (GO): apical plasma membrane
Molecular function (GO): protein-membrane adaptor activity; protein binding
Source: RefSeq, a predicted model, not a curated record